UCCAGGAGACUUCUUCAUUCUGAUGAGUUUCAGGUGAACUCAGCCUUAUAAGCACUGCCUCCACAUGGACAAAAAGGUUAGUCACAUGAGAUUUAAUCUUCAUUGCAGACAGAGUGGCAUCUUUCCUAGAAGUCUUCAACUUAAAUCAUCUGUUGGUGGACAACGGGCAAGUAAGAYCCUACAGAGGGCACAGACCCAGCUUUUGAACGAAHGRRUAARACAGACCAACUUUACCAUUGAAGCUAUAGAAGCCAAAGAGGAACACAUCCGACAAGAAUUAACAAAACAUCUAGAUCAGACCACAUUCCAACAGGUUAUGUGUUUUACAGAAAAGGCAGGUUUAGCUCAGCAUAUAAAGUACAAGACCCGACAACAAAAGAAGUUCACUUUACUGGUAACUCGACAGUCCCUUCAUAAUUCCAACAACUCUCAGAAGGUGGAACAACACACAGGAGCACAAGCAAAUGCCAGGGAGACAGAGAAGUGGGUGAAGAAUUUAUUUGACAGAGAACUCACCCAGCCAGAAACCGAAAUCCUGUCCAGAGAAGUGAACUUUGCGGUCGCACCAAGAAGAAUUCCUCUGGUUGAGAUGAUCACAGCCACAGAAUCAGCCAAUCGCAACAACAAAAUACCAGAAUUUGAAGCAGAACAACUUAGGAACAAAGUUUCAGCCUGUCUCAGCAAUGCCAAACCACAACAAUCCAACAUCAGUAGAGAAGAGAGAGAUGCUCUCACCAUCCUCAGCAAGGACAAGAACAUCAACAUCGUCCCAGCAGACAAAGGAAGGUGCACAGUGAUUUUGAACCAGAGAGACUAUCAUGAGAAGGUUAUGACACUCCUUAGUGACACGACCACAUACGAGCCACUGAAAAGAAAUCCAGGAAGUGGACACAAGAAGAAGUUGAUAGAGUGACCGAAAAAGUUAGAGCAGGACAAGGCUAUUAACCGCAUUCUGUACCACACAUUGCACCCAGGUGAGGUCACUCCUAGUCUGUAUGGUUUACCCAAAAUUCACAAACAGGAUGUACCGGUAAGACCUAUUGUUAGCAUGAUUAACUGUCACUUACAAUGUUUCCAAAUAUCUAGUAUCAGUACUUGAUCCAUUAGUUGGCAUUUCAGAUCAUCACAUACAGAACACUAUGGACUUUGUGAACAAAGUGAGGGAUGUCAUCAUGGAGACGGAUGAAACGAUGGUCUCCUGUGAUGUCACAUCACUCUUUACGUGCAUUCCUGUUGAUAAGGUGGUGGAUGUGGUCUGUGUAAGAUUAAAAUCAGACACCACUCUCAGCAGCAGAACCACACUUUCCACAGAACAAGUGUG
Messenger RNA from Austrofundulus limnaeus, 1321 nucleotides. RefSeq lists its product as uncharacterized. Bases 65 to 913 code for a protein of 282 amino acids. The transcript has a single exon. The record is from RefSeq and is a predicted model, not a curated record. NCBI's taxonomy places the organism in Eukaryota, Metazoa, Chordata, Actinopteri, Cyprinodontiformes, Rivulidae.